Molecule: messenger RNA, 2436 nt
Organism: Aspergillus nomiae NRRL 13137
Lineage: Eukaryota; Fungi; Ascomycota; Eurotiomycetes; Eurotiales; Aspergillaceae
Gene: acoC
Product: aconitase family protein
Exons: 8
Coding region: 1-2436 (811 amino acids)
Molecular function (GO): hydro-lyase activity
Source: RefSeq, a predicted model, not a curated record
AUGUCUCAGAAGAGCAAGACGGGUCUAAGCCGCCUUUACCAGAUCCUGGAAGAUGUACGGAAGAUCAGGAUCGAAGAUGCAACGGGAACUCUGUCAUUAGGCAGCAGCAAUCUCUUAAACAACCUUACGAUUGCACAAGGAACCCUUCGUGAUUACGGUCAUUUCCGAGAAUCUGACGCUCUGGCUGAUAUCCUUAUUACAUGUGCACAACCUCUCGAGCUGGGUGGGCUAGGUCUUACGGAACAUACUGAUCCUACAGAAGACCAAGAGUCGGAGGUUCUAUUUCUGGUUUCAGCAUGGUGGGAAUCGCUGAAUUCGGCAGACAGGGCCAAGUCAUUUCCCGCGCCGCUGUCUGUCCGCCCUAAAGGCCGAAGGGGCAUGACCCUGAGCGAGAAGAUCUUCUCAUUACACGAUAUUGAUCGGCGGGGGUCAGUAGCUCCAGGCGACCUCAUACGAGUUGAUGUAGAUUGGGUGAUUGCAUCCGAAGCCUCUUGGGCAGGCAUGGAGUCAACGUACAACCGACUCAGGAAGCCAGGAAUCUUCCGUAAUGACCGCUUCUGGCUCGCAGGAGAUCAUGUAGUUGAUCCUCGGGUCAACAAGCUCCCAAAGGUUCAGGCAUUGAUCGAUGCGAGUGAAAGAGCAAAGCGAGUGUUUAAGUUGACAGAAUACCAAGGGAUGAAUUAUACAAUUCUCCACACAGAGUUCUAUCGUGAACGAGCGCAGCCAGGCAUGCUGAUAGUAGGGUCGGACUCGCACACUUGUUCAUCUGGAGCGCUUGGAUGUCUGGCUAUCGGUCUUGGUGCUGCGGAUGUGACAAUGCCACUGGUAACCGGAGAGACGUGGUUCAAAGUCCCAGAAUCUAUUGCAAUCCGUCUGGUUGGAAAGCCCAACCUGGGGAUUGGCGGGAAAGAUAUAAUCCUUUUUAUAUUGCAACAAUUGAAAAGGAAUACCACGGCCUCGGACAGAAUUGUGGAGUACAAUGGACCUGGACUAGAAUAUUUGUCCUCUGACGCUCGGUUUGCAAUAUCGAACAUGACAGCAGAGUUGGGUGGCAUUACUGGAGUCUUCGUCCCGGAUAUCCUUACACAAAGCUUCAUACAAAAGCGCAGAAUUCCACGCCACAAGAGCGCAAGUAUCUAUAUGAAGCCAGAUGACGAUGCGCAAUACGUUGAAACUCACGAAAUUGAUCUCAGCAAAGUGCAAUCCUUCAUAGCAAAGUAUCCUCGGCCGGAUGAUGUUGUUCCCGUUGUUGAUUGUGAAGGCAUGAAGUUGGACGGUUGCUUUAUUGGAGCCUGCACCACUGCUGAAGAAGACCUCAUACUAGCCGCCUUAGUACUUGAACAGGGUCUGAAAGGUGGACUGAGGCCAUCAGUAAAAGGUAAGAGAAAGGUUGUCCCUGGAUCAAUGCCGAUUCUACAUCGACUACGUCAACUCAGCCUGGUCGAAGUGUACGAGGAAGCGGGAUUUGAUAUCGGCAUCCCUGGAUGUAGCUACUGUGUUGGUAUGUCUGCUGACCAGGCCGCUCCGGGUGAGAUAUGGUUAUCAUCGCAAAAUCGGAACUUCGAGAAUCGAAUGGGAAAGGGAUCAAUUGGACACCUCGGGUCUGCUGCUACCGUUGCUGCAUCCUCGUUUGAGAUGAGGGUUACUGAUCCUACCUAUCUCCUGGAUGCCAUCGACACAGAGCAAUGGGACAAGCUUCGACGACAUAGAGCUUCUAUUGUUCCAGAAGAUGCCUGGACCCAGAAUGUAGAAUAUAUGGAACCCAGCGAGCCUUCGAGGCCUUGCUGUGAAAUCCAGAACAAGGAACCAACCAUUAGAAGCAUACCGGCUGCACCACCGGCUGUGAAGCAUGAGGCUCUGACCGGAAAGGUUCAACUCCUUGGAGAUUUUAUAGAUACAGAUGCUCUUGCACCAGCUGAGUUCUUGGUCGAUAUGGCAACUAAUGAGGCAGCUGGAGAGUAUUGUUUGCAAUAUACACACCCUAAGUUCCGUGACCGCGUUAAAAAGGGUUUUAAUGUUGUGGUUGCCGGCAAGGCCUUUGGCUGUGGGUCAUCUAGGGAACAGGCUGUCAUGGCAUUGCUGGGGUGUGGUAUUAAAUGUGUGAUUGCCGAAAGCUUCGCUUUCAUCUUUCAGCGCAACAUGCCAAACCUUGGACUCCUUGGCAUUACUAUAGCAGAGAAAUCAUUCCAUGCAGCCGUCGAGGAUGGGGCUGAGAUCGCAAUUGACUUCGACGAUGGCAUUAUCAACAUGGAUGGAAGAACAUUCAGGUUUAAUCUCAGUCCAAUGGAGAGAGGGCUCUUUCAUCAUGGUGGUAUUGCCUCCGCCUUUAGAAAGUUUGGUAAUAACUUGUUUGAAGCGAUGAUGGAGGGAAAGGGUCUGACGGCUGGUCAUGGCAUUGUAAAUCAUGUUGAUUCACGCCCCGAGCUGCAGUGGUAG